Molecule: messenger RNA, 320 nt
Organism: Ostertagia ostertagi
Lineage: Eukaryota; Metazoa; Nematoda; Chromadorea; Rhabditida; Trichostrongylidae
Source: the annotation of a GenBank genome assembly
AUGGGAUGUGCUCCAUCCGGUCAUCAGGAAAACGCUCGAAGUCUCGAUGAGCGUUUCGCUGCUCCGCCACCGUUGAACGUGAAGAUAGGCACCGGUGUUAUGCGCGGUGACGGUCUACAACAUCACAUAAUUUUCAUUUUCGGCAAGUCUUCAUUUCCAUUUGCUUCGAGGACGAAGCUGCUAAUUUCAGGUGGUCCUGGUUCCCAAAAAGGAUUGGUGAUCGAAGAGUUGAUACAUCGAUUCGGCUUUAUGGCAAUCACCGUCGAAGAGAUCAUUUUCAGUUAUUUACCUAGCAAAGUUGCCAAUACUGUUGAGACGAC